UGUGUUUCAGGAGGGACGGGCAGUCCUUGGAGAGGUUUCUGAACGAUUACUUCGCAGGUCGUUUGAAGCGUUUCAUAAAGUCUGAACCGAUCCCUGAGAGGAACUCUGCUGCAGUCAAGACGGUGGUGGCGGAGAAUUUUGACGAUCUGGUCAACAGCCCGGAGAGAGACGUUCUGAUCCAGUUCUACUCUCGAUCCUGUUCUCACUGCAAGAAGCUGGAGCCGGUGUACACAGAGCUGGCUGAGACGCUGUCCUCUAAUCCCAACAUCUUGAUCGCCCGGAUGAACGCCGGCAACAACGACGUCCCCAACGGAUACGACGUGCAGGGGUAUCCCACCAUCUACCUGGCCCGGGCCGGCAGGAAGGACGAGCCAAUCAGAUACGAGGGGGGGCGGGAGCUCAGAGACUUCCUGAAGUUCCUGAAGAGCGAAUCGACUCAUCGGCUGAGAGUCGGGGCGGCGAAGGUCGAGCUCUGACACGCCUCCAUCGUCCAAUCAGAAGAGACUACAGCCCGAGCUCUGACACGCCUCCAUCGUCCAAUCAGAAGAGACUACAGCCCGUGUUCUGACACGCCUCCAUCAUCCAAUCAGAAGAGACUACACCCCGUCUCCAUGACAACGGACCGAGACAGACUUCUAAAUUAUGUUUUUUAUUUAUUUAUUUAUUGAGAUGUGCAUGUGAAAGGGGACGUGGUCACUUUGCAAGUUUUUGGGGUUCUUUGGAGGACGUUGAAAGGCAUUCUGGGGAAAGUAGUGAAUGAUAUUUGAGAUUGAAACAUGUCUUUUUGUAUGUAUGAGUCCUUUCAUUUGGGUCUUUUCAAAAGAGAAACACCCCCCCCCCCCAUAUCAAUUAAAUGAUGAGUGAUAUAUUUGAUCUUUUUUUUAUUGGUUCAGUUUUUGAGACUUUAUUAUUUGAACUUCUUUUUUUUAUAUUUCCUCAUUUUUUUAUUAUUUUAUAUUUUUUUAUUUUACAGAUGUAUUAAUUGUAAUUUCACUUCCUGUCACUACUUCACUGUUAUUGAUGUUUAUUUAAUGCUGACCUCUUUAUUGAUUUCUGUCAAUCUGUGUUUUUGUAUUUUUGACAAAUCUUUUAUUUAAACUUCAUGUUUUUGUAUUU
Molecule: messenger RNA, 1116 nt
Organism: Notothenia coriiceps (black rockcod)
Lineage: Eukaryota; Metazoa; Chordata; Actinopteri; Perciformes; Nototheniidae
Product: protein disulfide-isomerase A3-like
Exons: 5
Biological process (GO): response to endoplasmic reticulum stress; protein folding
Cellular component (GO): endoplasmic reticulum; cell surface
Molecular function (GO): protein disulfide isomerase activity
Source: RefSeq, a predicted model, not a curated record